Molecule: messenger RNA, 462 nt
Organism: Endocarpon pusillum Z07020
Lineage: Eukaryota; Fungi; Ascomycota; Eurotiomycetes; Verrucariales; Verrucariaceae
Exons: 2
Coding region: 1-462 (153 amino acids)
Source: RefSeq, a predicted model, not a curated record
AUGCCGCCUGUCCUCCCCAUCUGGCCCCGUGUCCUGUUUGGUGUAAUUGAGCCUGUCCUGCUACUUUCAGGUGCCUACGCCGCCUUCACAAACCCUCAAGAAUUCGCAAACAAACAAGUACCUGGCACACCUGCUACAAUUCCCACAUCUGCUAACUCCACCAUAACCGUUUUGCAGACUGGGAACAUAUAUCUACUCCUUGCUGGCUUGGCGAUCCUAUGCUGCUUCUUCUCGAGCCCUCAAGUCGCGCGAAAUUAUCUCCUCGUUGUUGCCUGUGCCGAUCUUGGCCAUAUCUACGCCACCUAUGCUGGUCUGGGUGGAAAUAUGUUCUUUGACGUCGCGAACUGGAAUGACAUGGUGUGGGGACAUGUAGGCACAAGCAGCUUCCUAUUUGUGAAUAGAGUGGCAACCGCAGCAGGCAUUUUUGGAUCGAGCGAGAAAGGGGGCACGAAGCGGGAAUGA